GAAGAACUUGGUAGUCAAGCAAAAAAACUGCAACAGUGUAAAAAGGCCUUCCUCCGACUUGUCUCUCUCUAUAAAAAGGCCAGUUCCCUCUUAGCAAGGAAUAAUUGGUCUUUCCUGUUCCAAAGAAAAACCUUGAAUCAUCUUUUUCCUAUAAACCCUAUAAGCAAGUUCUCUCUUUUUUUUGAAGUUAAUUCUCUGUUGAGAUAUACGUUACCCAUUUCAAGAAGAAGUAUGUGUGGAGGUGCCGUCAUUUCUGAUUUCAUCUGGUCAUUGAGACGAGCUUCGUUUGCUGAGGCAGAACCGAGUCAAGUCGGCUACGAAGGCUGUGUCUCCAUCGAGAAGCGUGUCUGCUCAGGCUCAGUUGGUGGGGAAAAAAGAAAAGAGAAGAAGAAAGAAGGCAAGAAUAAGAGAGAGAGGAAGAAUAUGUACAGAGGGAUAAGGCAGAGGCCAUGGGGCAAAUGGGCGGCUGAGAUUCGUGACCCCAGGAAAGGUGUUCGUGUCUGGCUUGGCACUUUCAAAACCGCCGAGGAAGCUGCUCGAGCCUACGACUCUGCAGCCAUUCGAAUCCGUGGCGGCAAAGCCAAACUCAAUUUCCCUAACGACGAUUCUUCUUCGACCAGAAGAAACUGCAUCAUCAAGAAGAAUAAAGAGGUAUGUGGUGGUGAUCAUUUGAUGAAUGCUUGCGAUCAGUCUCCUCCUCCUACAGACGACACGGAAAACCAACAAGUCAAACAGUUGUCGGAGGAGCUGAUGGCGUACGAGGACUACAUGGGAUUCUAUCAGAUUCCUUAUCUCGACGGCCAAUCCUCGACGGAAGAUGUUCCUCAACUCAGCCUCAUUGGUAAUCUCUGGAGCUUCCAAGACAACGUCUAAGAAUUUAUUCUCCCGGUUUAUUAUUCCUUUCGAAUUUAUCCGGUUUGCUCAUCCAAUCUUUGUUAUCAUCAUUCCUUGUUGUUUUACCAUUAACAUUUCAAGUGUAAUAAAUGAACAGUUAAAUGUUACUUUGUUUCGAUCUUAAA
Molecule: messenger RNA, 1019 nt
Organism: Brassica napus (rape)
Lineage: Eukaryota; Viridiplantae; Streptophyta; Magnoliopsida; Brassicales; Brassicaceae
Product: ethylene-responsive transcription factor ERF071
Exons: 2
Coding region: 232-873 (213 amino acids)
Biological process (GO): ethylene-activated signaling pathway; regulation of DNA-templated transcription
Molecular function (GO): DNA binding; DNA-binding transcription factor activity
Source: RefSeq, a predicted model, not a curated record